Molecule: messenger RNA, 3582 nt
Organism: Podospora bellae-mahoneyi
Lineage: Eukaryota; Fungi; Ascomycota; Sordariomycetes; Sordariales; Podosporaceae
Gene: DED1
Product: DEAD-box ATP-dependent RNA helicase
Exons: 2
Coding region: 454-2532 (692 amino acids)
Cellular component (GO): nucleus
Molecular function (GO): RNA helicase activity; ATP binding; RNA binding
Source: RefSeq, a predicted model, not a curated record
CCAAAACUCUUUUCUUUCUCGGGUCCCUCACAUUUCUCCUCUCCUGAAAAAUCUUACCCUUUUCUCCCCCACCCAUCUCUGGAUUUCUCUAAUCCAUCCCGCAUCUCAUCUCACUGUGCUUUUCCCUUUGGAAUUGUCUUUCCUUUUUUUUCUUUUUAAGGAUCUGUUUUUGCAGGUACUUUGAAAAGGAUCGCAUAGGAAGCAUCACACACGCUCCCUCUCUUCGUAAUACCUGGUUGUUACGAGCCACGCGAGCCACCUCGAAAAGUCGCAGGAAACCACUUAAUUUCGCGCUUUCUCUGGGCCCAACCAAUAUUCUCUCGAUUUCUUCGUCUAUUCGACUUUGAUUUUUCCUCACUACUCUCAUUUGAACAAUCGUGUUCGUCUGAGCCCAACGAUCAGAAAAUAAUCCCGACUUUUUAUUCGCCUACCGACUGAAAAACCUCAGCAAAUAUGGCCGAUCAACUCAGCGGCGGCAUGGGCAACCUGUCCCUCGAUCAGGCUCCCGCGGCGGCUCAGCUCGCUGGUCAGCACCCCGGCGGUCGCUCUUACAUUCCUCCUCACCUUCGCGGCAAGAUUGGGGCUAAUGCUCCCGCUCCUGCCAUGAACAACGGACCUGCUCCUGGUGCCAUGAACGGGCUCAACAACAGUGCCUGGGCUGGCAACAACAGCUUCGAUGCUCGUGCCAACACCAACUUUGGUCCCACUCCUGGCGGCGCUGCUUCUUACGAGUCUGCCCCUCCCCCUCAGCAGCAGUCUUGGGGCAACCGUCAGGGUGGCUUCAACCGCAACGCCUACGGCGGUGGACGCUCCAAUGUCGGCGGUAACAUGGGUGGUGGCGGCGGUCCUAUCGGCCGCGGUGAGGGUCGCUGGAGCGAUGGCCAGCACAUCAUUGGCAACCCCGACCCGCGCAUCGAGCGUGAGCUCUUCGGCACUGCUGAUGACCCGAGCAAGCAGCACACUGGCAUCAACUUUGAGAAGUACGACGACAUCCCGGUCACUCCUUCCGGCCAUGAUGUCCCUGAGCCCGUCUUGACCUUCUCCCACCCCCCUCUGGACAAGCAUCUCUUGAGCAACAUCGAGCUUGCUCGCUACAAGAUCCCUACCCCUGUCCAGAAGUACUCGAUCCCCAUCGUUAUUGGCGGUCGUGAUUUGAUGGCUUGCGCCCAGACAGGUUCCGGCAAGACUGGUGGUUUCUUGUUCCCCAUCCUUCACCAGUCCUUCGUUCAGGGUCCUUCCCCCAUUCCUGCCCAGGGUGGCGGCGGCGGUGGUUACCGCCAGCGCAAGGCUUACCCCACUGCCCUCAUCUUGGCCCCCACCCGUGAGUUGGUCUCUCAGAUCUACGAUGAGUCCCGCAAGUUCGCCUACCGUUCGUGGGUCCGCCCUUGCGUUGUCUACGGUGGUGCCGAUAUAGGCUCUCAGCUCCGCCAAAUCGAGCGCGGGUGCGAUCUUCUUGUUGCUACCCCCGGCAGAUUGGUCGACCUCAUAGAGCGUGGUCGCAUCUCCCUCUGCAACAUCAAGUAUCUUGUCCUUGACGAGGCCGAUCGCAUGCUUGACAUGGGUUUCGAGCCCCAAAUUCGCCGCAUCGUCCAGGGUGAGGACAUGCCUCCUACCGGCCAACGCCAAACUCUCAUGUUUUCGGCCACCUUCCCCCGCGACAUCCAGAUGCUCGCUCAGGACUUCUUGAACGACUACGUCUUCUUGUCUGUCGGUCGUGUUGGUUCUACUUCUGAGAACAUCACCCAGAAGGUCGAGUACGUUGAGGAUGUUGACAAGCGCUCCGUGCUUCUUGAUAUCCUUCACACCCACGCCGGUGGUCUCACCCUUAUCUUUGUUGAGACCAAGCGCAUGGCCGACUCCCUUUCGGAUUUCUUGAUCAACCAGAACUUCCCCGCCACCUCGAUUCACGGUGAUCGUACCCAGCGUGAGCGCGAGCGUGCCCUCGAGCUUUUCCGCAAUGGCAAGUGCCCUAUCUUGGUCGCCACUGCUGUUGCUGCCCGUGGUUUGGAUAUUCCCAACGUCACCCACGUUAUCAACUACGAUCUCCCCACCGACAUUGAUGACUACGUUCAUCGUAUCGGUCGUACCGGCCGUGCUGGCAACACCGGUAUUGCUACUGCUUUCUUCAACCGUGGCAACCGUGGUGUCGUCCGCGAGCUCCUCGAGCUUCUCAAGGAGGCCAACCAGGAGGUUCCCGGCUUCCUCGAGACCAUUGCUCGUGAGUCUUCCUUCGGCGGUGGACGUGGCGGUCGUGGUGGUGGCGGUCGCGGUCGUGGCCGUGGCGGCAACACCGAUUUCCGCAAGGGCGGUGGUUUCAGCGGUGGCGGUGGUGGUGGUUAUGGCGGUGGUGGUUUCGGUGGACACAGCUCUGGCGGCGGCGGCUUCGGCGGCGGCGGUGGUGGCUACGGCGGUGCUCCCCCCAGCGGAGGCUUUGGCGGCGGUGGUUAUGGCAGCGGCGGCGGCGGUGGUGGUUACAGCGGUGGCGGCGGCUACGGCAACCCUGGCGGCGGUGGUGGUCAGUCGUGGUGGUAAAUAUACCACUUCACGUCGUGAAUCACCUCAACACCCACUUUUACAUCAUUGGCAUCCGGCACUGCAUCGUUCAGCACUGCAUGGUUUACCAAGGAUUCUGUCUCGCUUUUGUUCUGUUCUUUUAUCGUUUGGCACAUGGAAUUGUUAUGCGGCGAUCAUGACUUUCAUUCUUUCGCAACCCGGCAGGGAUCGAGUCCGAUGGUUUUUUCGAGUUUGACGAUGGAGAUCGGGCUUUCCCUACUCGACACAGAACCACACGUUCGACGAUUUGAUACCCUUUUAGACCGCAUUAUUCGGAAGUCGACAACUCGACCGCGAGUGCAUUCACAUGCCACACGCGGCAUACAGAUGCGGUUUCGGUUUUCGGCUGGUGUAAUCUAGUCAUCAUUUUCCUGCUCUUGCCUUGCAUUUCCGGCAGGGCACGAAGUUCACAUUAGAGAUGGGAGGCAUGGGCGCCGCUGGCCUUUUCGAUUUUCUGUUUUUUAAUUUCUUCACUUGACGACCAUCACACAUAGACAAAAGUGGAUUUCUCGGUUCUUUUUCUCUGGCUGGUUUCGGCAACGGUACCGGCAGGAGAUGGGUCUUACAACAACAAAAACGGGACCUUUCAAAAGAUUAGAAUUCCAUUUUUUUCGGCAGUUUGAGGACUGGGAGCAGGUUAAUGGAGCAUUUGAUACCCCUUUGAAGAUGGAGCUCUGACGACGGAUGGAGGCUACAAAAAUGCUUGUUGCUCUCCUCUAUUCAGAGCGUUUGGCAUUGGCACGGCCGGUCGCAAAAAAGACAUCGGGCACGAAGCGCAACGGACAUUGUGCGCAAGGAGCGCCUGGGAUUUUGCGGAAGGCUAAAAGGGGGAUUGGCACGAAUCUGAAUUCUACUCGGACAGUGGCGGCUGUUCCCGCUCGGAGGCUCGAGACAAGACAAAUCGUCUAUGUAUAAUGGAGUCCAAAUUAAAAUCCAUUUUUUACACCAACUAGUUGUGAUUGUGUGUAAUGUGUGUGAUGUUUUGAUGUGUCUUAUGACUUGUGAAAGAAAAUGAGGUCUGAACACGUG